AUGGAAGACAUUGAGCAGUUGUCAAUUGAUGUGACCACCUUCAAGACAGGAGCAGAAAAAAAAGUUCAGGCAGAAGAUAGAGCGAGGAUGUCUUCAGACCUACACCGUGAAAUGUUGGACCUGAGCAUAGGAGAGAAUAUUACAGAUCUGUGCAAAAGGGAAAAGAUGACCAAGAAGACAUGCUCGCCCAGGUUGUCAGCUGAAAUCACUGUGAUAGAGCACAUGGAUACUGCAGAACUCAUGAAAGCAGCCAGACAAGGGAAACUGGAUGUAAUAGAUAAAUAUCUGGAUGAUGGGGGGAACCCUAAUGUGCACGAUGAGCUGAAUAGGACAGCCCUGCACCGUGCGGCUGUAGAGGGACACACUGCAGUUGUCCAAACGCUUUUGGAAAAAGGCGCCGAUAUCAACUUCGAAGAUGAACUGGGCUCCAGGGCCAUACAUUGGGCGUGCAGAGGGGGAAGCCUGGGAGUUGUCAAAGCCCUGAGGAGCCAGGGGGCUGACCUGAAUGUUAGAGAUAAGUUGUACAGCACUCCUCUGCAUGUGGCCACAAGAACAGGCCAUACGACCAUCGUGGAGUACCUUCUGUCCUGCUGUGCUAAAAUCAACUGCAGGGACAGGGAAGGCGACACAGCCCUUCAUGAUGCUGUACAGCUCAACAGAUACAAGAUAGUGAAGCUGCUCAUAGAUGCAGGGGCUGACACAAAAAUAAAAAAUCAUGAGGGAGUGACCGCAGUACAGCAGGUAAAACAAUGGCAGUCUGACAUCAUGGAGACCCUUCAGAGACUGGAGAAGCUGACGGAGGUGGGACCUGAAAACACUUCACGAGAGAGGAAUGAUUAGUGCAAAAGCUGAAAAUACUCAUACAGUAAACAAAUUAUAAAAUCUCUUUCCAUGAUCUUUCUCAGGUUUAAAAAUAGAUUCUGUAAUUCCACUGUAGGUCUGUGUACAUCAUAUUUGAAUACAUACAUUAUAUGUGCCCACCAACCAAAUCUGCCUUUCUAGGGCAUGGCAGUUAAACCUCUGAGAUUAGUCUGAACUCUGACACUAGAAAAUGUCAGCUUGGAUGUGAC
Notothenia coriiceps (black rockcod) is the source of this 1070-nucleotide messenger RNA. RefSeq names its product ankyrin repeat domain 2 (stretch responsive muscle) (gene ankrd2). Gene Ontology annotation, cellular component: nucleus. Lineage: Eukaryota; Metazoa; Chordata; Actinopteri; Perciformes; Nototheniidae. The record is from RefSeq and is a predicted model, not a curated record. The transcript is spliced from 8 exons. Gene Ontology annotation, biological process: regulation of transcription by RNA polymerase II. Gene Ontology annotation, molecular function: RNA polymerase II-specific DNA-binding transcription factor binding. Bases 1 to 840 code for a protein of 279 amino acids.